CUUCCGGAGGGAGUAGAAAAAAAAAUCAAAGAGUAUUUUUCAUUUUUAUCACGUGUACUUGAUAUAAGAUAGGGGGUCUAAGUCUUAAACAAUGUAUCCACACAUUUGAUAAAAUUAUUCAGUGAAUUUAAUGGUGAUUUGUCAACAAACAAUCUCAUUUUUUUACCUGAAAGUGAUACAGGUGAACAUUAUCCAAAUUUUAGAACCUGUCAAAACGUCAAUAAAGUGAAAGAUGGAAUCUAGCCAGUUUUUAUAGUUUGAAUGACCACAAGUGAUUAAGCUAAGAAAAUGUAAGCUACAGAUAAACAGUACACUGAGUGAGUCCUAACCAAGAGUGACCAGUUGUCAAAGGUCAUGGACAGUGGAGAGAACAGCGAGUGGCUUUAUGAACUGCUGACUGAGGUCCAGCUUGACCAGUUCUUCACAAAAUUGAGAGAUGACCUUCAGGUUACCAGAAUAUCCCACUUUGACUAUGUUAAAGAGGAAGAUCUUCAAAAGAUCGGUAUGGGUAAACCAGCCAUUCGGCGUCUUCUGGAUGCUGUCAAGCGGAAAAAAGCCACUCUUAGAAAAAAGGGUAUCUUGGAUAAGAUACUGCCAAAAGUUCCAGAGAAGUCCAGCAGUAAGAAACCUAGUAGCCAAACCUCGAGCCUUCUUGACCAGACACUCACCUGUCUGAUUCCCGAACCAUCACUUUUCCUCUAUGAUAAGCUGGGAAACGGUAGCUUCGGGGUUGUCCGGAAAGGCGACUGGAAAACGCCUUCUGGGGAAAAGAAGUUUGUCGCGGUCAAGAUUCUGCGUAAGGAUGCCCUUGCAAUGCCUGGAGCUUUUGAAGAUUUUGUGAAGGAGGUGAAUGUGAUGCACAACUUGGACCAUGAGAACAUCAUACGACUGUUUGGGAUUGUUCUGUCUACCCCUCUCAUGAUGGUGACAGAGUUAGCCCCCUUGGGAGCUCUUCUGGAUUAUCUUAGGAAGGAACAAGAGCGAAUCCUUGUGUGUCAACUGUGUGACUACGCGAUACAGGUUGCCAAGGGCAUGUGUUAUCUGGAGUCAAAACGAUUCAUACACCGUGACUUGGCGUCCAGGAAUGUGCUUCUAAUGUCAACAGACAAGGUGAAGAUUGGAGAUUUUGGCCUUAUGCGAGCUCUGCCCAGCCAAGAAGACCACUAUGUAAUGCAAGAACAUAAAAAAGUUCCUUUUGCUUGGUGUGCUCCAGAAAGCCUGAAGACUCGACAGUUUUCCCACGCGAGUGAUGCAUGGAUGUAUGCAGUAACGCUAUGGGAAAUGUUUACGUUUGGACAGGAACCUUGGCUCGGAUAUAACGGCUCACAGAUUUUACACAAAAUAGACGCUGAGGGAGAGAGGUUGUCACUUCCAGACUUGUGCCCAACAGAGAUCUACCAGCUCAUGUUGAAAUGUUGGGCCCUAAAACCAGCUGAAAGGCCUUCGUUUCUGGACAUCAAGGAGUACCUGUGUGAGAGAGAUGGAAAUUUAAAGGUGCGCCCAUUGGAUGUGAAGUCUCUACAGAGCUGUAAUGAGGAGGGAAAACUGUACAUUGAGCAGGGGGACCACAUUACUGUUAUAGAGGGAAGGCCCGACUGUUACUGGUGGAAAGGACAAAACAAGAGAACCCAUAUGGUUGGCCAUUUUCCCCGGCAUGUGGUGACCACCCAGCGUCGUCUAGGAGGCACAGACAUCAGCAAGCCCUUGAAGAACAGCUUCAUACACACAGGACACGGAGAUCCAGGAGGGAAGUCAUGGGGCAACCCCGGGGAAAUUGAUGAGGUGUACCUGCGUAACCCUAUGGAGCCCCCAGAUCUUCAUGGAAAGGCCCCGCCCCCAGGCUCACCUGAAACCAGCUUUGAAAAAAGAAAAUCAGUCAAGUCAACAUCAAGAUCUUUCUCUUGUACAGAACCAUUUGGCUAUGCAACCAGCCGCCAGUUUAACUACCACAAGUUUGAAGAUGAACCAGCCAAUGACGAGCCAACUUUUAGCCGAGCUGCAAAAUCAAGUCAAGCGCUCGAACACCUAGAUCUACAGAGAGCAGAAUUGACAAGGUCUGAUCAACACAGGUCUUGGCCAAUGAAGUCCGGACAUACAAAAGUGUAUCGUAGAGAGAGUAAUGAAAAACCGCUUAUCGAUUUCAAUGACGAUUCCUCAAGUAAUCAAGUGGAAAGAACUUUGGGGAAGCCAAGUUCGUCAAACGAGAUUAGCUCCAUUUUUGACUCUUUGUUAACUGGCAAUAGUUUGCAAUAUGGAAACCUGGAUCUACCACAGCCUCUUAUAAGGGAUUCCAUGGUGCAGCAAGAUCCGUUUGAAAUCAAUCCAUCUUAUUAUGCAAUACAAAAACAGGCUUCUAAACCCACUGAUUUAGAUGUGAGGCGGAAGCAGACACCACCAGCUCGACCUAAACCCAUAGUGUACAGACGCACAACUUCAAUAGAAAGCCAACAUAGUACUGACAGUUGGCAAAGUUUUUCGCCACCAAAGUGCACUGGCAUUAAACUGCCACCUGAAUACAGGAAACGCGAUAACGCCUCCCCAGAUACUACAAGUGUUCAUUCGGCAUAUUCAUUGCCCCCUCAGAAAGUUGACAACAUGGACAAGCCAGAUUCAUUUCAUUCCGCAGGCAAUAGUCCCCAAAAGCAACCAUCAACGCCAACUAAAUCUCAGUCCACAAAAGCUGUUCUUGAAGAAUUAUUCUCAAAAGCCAAACCUAGUGUAGCCAGUAACAAAAAUCUCCUGAAAAACAAUUCUGUUCAGCCCGAGAAAAACAUUCAACAGUCAAAGAAUGUUGAUAAAGCUUUUGAUUGGCUGAAUGAUGCUUUGAAUAAUUUCCAGUUAAAAAAGGCGGGAAAAUCUGAUUCAGACCCUGUAUUAGGAAAACAAGUGCCUUCACCUUUUUAUGAUCAAGUACCCAAUGAAACAAGUUCAAAUAAUGCAAUGUACACACGAUCCCCUCACCAACAAUUUUCACCUGGACAAUACCCUGUACAGUACUGUGAGGUUCCAAAUGAAAGAACAGGGAAUGGAGCUUUAGCAGCAGGUAGUAUUCCAAGGUAUGAUGAUGUACCUCAAUUUGAUGAUCCGAGGGACGUUAAACUUCCGACGGUGCGUAAAGAUUCAAUAUAUUCCCCACAGAGUACGACAUCUACAUAUUCUGACUGGGGUGAUGAUUUUGAUAGUGAUAUAGAGGAGCUAGGACAGACUGUGACUGGAAAGGAGGUCAACACACCGGCCCCUCCCCCUUUACCUAGCCGGGACUAUGGUGCAGUAAGUGACUUUCGCGCGAUUAACGCUUCAAAUAAUGCUGCACAUAAUCAAGUUUCUAUGGUCUCCAAUUUGCACGAAAAAGAGCAUAAAGCUAACAUAUUUCCAAUAGUUCAAGACGGGAAACAGUUAAGUCAUACUCACUAUUUCCUAAUACCAGCAAAAGGUGACGAGCGGGGGGAGAAAGCAACAGCAGCUGUACGGCCGUUCUCCAUAGACGGAAACCAGUUUAUGAAUGCAGAACAAGGUAGACAUGAUUAUCAGAAUGUCGAGGAGCUGAGAGUAUUACCGAGGGAGCUGUGUCAUGAGGCUAGCUCAAGACACAGCAGUUCUGCAGAAGACCUUUAUCACAGACAACAUUCAAAAGAUUCCUCCUCGAGUGCAGGUCACUCGUGGAAUAGCCAACACAGUCAAAAUGUUGAUUUGAAUCACUCGUAUCCACACGAAAACAGAAAACGACACUACAGCCGAACAAACUCGCAUCAGUCCGAGUCGCUUGAGGCUAGCAUAGACUCUCAGAGGGACAAAAUCAAUGCCUUACAACAAUCUGUUAUAGGAAUCACUGACGAAGAAUGCUACGCAGCACUGUGUCACUGUCAGGGCCAUGUUGGUAAAGCAAUCAAGCACUUAAAAACGGAGCAACUGUUUCGGCUCGGUUUAGCUCCCCGUGAUCACUGUUAUAGGUUACUGGAAGCGCUAAAGUGGAAUCUCGAACUUGCCAGCUCUGUUAUGUUGGACGAAUAUAAAUCUACGAAAGCUUCAAGGGAAAGUGCUGUGUAGAUGGAUGUGGGGAGAUAGGAUGAUUAAAGAAUGUGAUAAAUUGCAUGUACGUUUUGUUAGCUGUUAUUAGUCAUGAUUUUUUUUUGUUAUACAAACUGGUGAAAUGCUAGUUUGUAAAAGGCUACGUCAGGCGGCUGUUCCCAGGAAAAAACUGAAUCAUUGGCGCAAUAUUCGUUUAUGAAUUUAUAUGAUUAAUUGUAAAGAAAGUUUAAAAAAAUGUAAAAUUAAAUUUAUAUAGCAGACUUGUUUCUAAGUCUUACUGUUAAUGAAAUACUUGUGCACCAGUCAAUCGAAACCACGUGACCCCCAGGUCCGAGGAAUAGCGGGGACUUUGACUUUCGGUCCAGCCUACCCCGGGUAAAAUCCCCGCCCUGCGGUGAUGAACAGAUGGUAAAAUCCCUGCCAAAUGUAUAUAUUUUUGCGAACACAAAACCACCACAUUCACCCGGUACUGCGGGGCCACCUGGAAGGUAAAAACACUGCUAUCCCCGGUAUAC
Mya arenaria is the source of this 4544-nucleotide messenger RNA. RefSeq names its product activated CDC42 kinase 1-like. Gene Ontology annotation, molecular function: protein tyrosine kinase activity; ATP binding; protein binding. NCBI's taxonomy places the organism in Eukaryota, Metazoa, Mollusca, Bivalvia, Myida, Myidae. Gene Ontology annotation, biological process: protein phosphorylation. The record is from RefSeq and is a predicted model, not a curated record. The transcript has 15 exons. The coding region runs from base 355 to 4047 and encodes 1230 amino acids.